Molecule: messenger RNA, 507 nt
Organism: Bipolaris maydis ATCC 48331
Lineage: Eukaryota; Fungi; Ascomycota; Dothideomycetes; Pleosporales; Pleosporaceae
Source: RefSeq, a predicted model, not a curated record
AUGUGCGGGACGGCAACACCCUUACCACUCGCUCGCUCUCUCUUUCUGUUUCUCUCUCCACCUCCUCCUCCUCCGCGACUCGGCCGCAAGCUGCCGCAUACGAUGCCGCCGCCUAUCCUCAACACGUCCCACUCUCCCACGGUGCUUGGGAGCCUCGCCGGGCCGGCAAACGGCUAUCGCUUCCACACUGGCCACAAGCGCGAACUCAUGGAUUGGCCAAGUCUCACAGUGCGCAGCUAUCUGUCGGCUAAGGUACUUAGCUUUGCACAUAAUGUCUGGCCUCAUGUCACGGCUUCGGGGCUCCAGGGCAGGCCAGAUAGCUUCUUAGUGGACCCAUUCUCGUGCAGGGGGCGUUAUCCAUCUCAGAUACGUGCGUCAACCGAAUGCUACCCAAGAGACGGGUCCUGUCCACCUUUGCACACACGUGCAGCCACCUCUGCGUGUGGCUUCGGCGUCCAAGAGCGUGAGGCAUGGCUGUAUGCCCGUCUCACAUAUGCCUCGCCGUGA